AUGAAACGUAAAAGGGAACCUACCUUCACAAACAACGAGAAACGAAAUCUCAUAUUAUUAGUUGAAAAACACUUUGAAAUUAUUGAAUGCAAAAAGACAGACGCACUUUCCAGCAGAGCAAAACAUAAUGAGUGGCUCUUGAUCGCCAACCAGUUUAACUCAAUCACCGAUCAUAUUCCUCGAGAUGCGUCUUCACUAAAGACUUUGUGGGACAACUUGAAGAAAAAGGCCAAACAGUCAAUGACUGUUAUCAAUAGCAACCGCUAUGCCACAGGAGGUGGACCAUCUAAUGAGCCGAAAGAGGACUCAAAUAUCGACAAAGUCAUUUCAUUAAUUAAGACAAAUGUUGAAGGAUUCUCCAACAUCUAUGAUUCCGACGUUGCAUUGUUAGAUAACAAUGAAGAUUGUGAUGAAUCCCUAAACCUUCCUAUUUCCGAAGUAGAUUUGGACAACCACGUCAAUAAAGAGCACGAUCACAAUAAGGAGUCCGCUGCUGAGGUACCUAUAAAUGGUGAUUGGACAAACUAUACGCCAGCCCUUCUAAGAACUCCUAGAGCAAAGGUGCUCGUAGAAAAUUUUGACUAUCAAAUAGUAGAGGAAGCAGGUGAAGAAGUGAGUUCCAGUCCUUCAUCUGCCACUACAAAGACUGAAAGGCCGCAAAAGAUGGAAAAACUCGAAAACAAACCCCCGUUAAAGUCAACAAUAAGGUCAUCUAGACACAUGACCAACCGAAGAAGGCCAGUGUUGAAAGAAAGUGAAGCCGUUGUUCUUGCCACGACCAAAAUAGAAACACUAAAAUCGACGGUAGAACAGGCUAAACAACAACAUGAAGUUGUUAUGCGUUGCCUAUUGCUUCAGGAAGAACAAGAAAAGGAAAAACUGAAACAGGAACAAGAAAAAACGGAACAAGAAGUAAUAAGAAAGAAAAUACUUUUGGUGGAGUUGGAAAAAAUCACAAACAAUUCUUUUCCCAACGAAAUGUAA
Molecule: messenger RNA, 984 nt
Organism: Macrosteles quadrilineatus (aster leafhopper)
Lineage: Eukaryota; Metazoa; Arthropoda; Insecta; Hemiptera; Cicadellidae
Product: myb/SANT-like DNA-binding domain-containing protein 3
Exons: 4
Coding region: 1-984 (327 amino acids)
Source: RefSeq, a predicted model, not a curated record